Rattus norvegicus (Norway rat) is the source of this 6151-nucleotide messenger RNA. It is a transcript of the gene Ube4b, whose product is annotated as ubiquitination factor E4B. Gene Ontology annotation, biological process: protein polyubiquitination; protein ubiquitination; response to UV. The record is from RefSeq and is a predicted model, not a curated record. NCBI's taxonomy places the organism in Eukaryota, Metazoa, Chordata, Mammalia, Rodentia, Muridae. Gene Ontology annotation, cellular component: cytoplasm; nucleus; ubiquitin ligase complex. Gene Ontology annotation, molecular function: ATP binding; ubiquitin-protein transferase activity; enzyme binding.
GUCACGUGAUCCCUUUCAAAGAUGGCCGCCCUGUUGUUUUGAUGAAUAAUACUUGGUGGGGCGAGGGGGUAAGAGUAGGGUUGGAGGGGUAGGAGGUUUUACGCUUACAGCGAGCGCUUCGCCAGUCCCAUCCCUCCCCUCCCCCUACCAAGGUUCUUGCGUGGAGGCGGGGCGAGCCUGGCCUGCUUUUAGAGGGGAGGGGCUUCCCGGUACGGUGCUGGGCUCUGCCUUGGCUGCUGUAGGGUCGCAGCGCCUUGGGGGCAUCCACUGUGCAGUAUAGCCGUUCCCGCCAGGGGCCAGGGGUGGGACCCUGAGCAGGGUCUGCGGGAGAAAAACGCAGCUGCCGCGUCACCGCCACGAAGACACGGCGCGCAGCGGGCACGAGCCGAGCUGGAGACCGCGCCGCCCGCUCUGGGUAACCUGGGAAGCUGAGGGGAGUCAGUGGCGCCUGGAGAGGACCCUGUAGCAGUGGCCGUGGCCAGAGGCGGCAGCUCUGGGCGCUUGCAGCUGGAGAAGCCUAGGGCAGUCCGAGUGACCGAAGCCAAGGCGAUUCAGUGCCUCGUGUUCUUAGUUUUUAACCUCUGACUAUGCAAUUCUGAAACCUCCCCCAUUGGGGGACCAGACAGCCGGAUAGAUACCUUCCACUCUCCUUUGCUCCCGCCCUGGUCUCAAGAACUGAAGGAUCUCUCUAACGCCUUUCACCAUUAAGAGGAAAGCGAUGGAGGAGCUGAGCGCUGACGAGAUUCGACGGAGGCGCCUGGCACGACUUGCUGGUGGACAGACCUCCCAGCCGACCACCCCGCUUACAUCUCCCCAGAGGGAGAACCCUCCAGGACCUCCAAUAGCUGCAUCAGUCCCAGGCCCCUCCCAGAGCCUUGGUCUCAAUGUCCACAACACGACCCCAGCUACCUCCCCCAUAGGUGCAGCAGGAGUUGCCCAUCGGAGCCAGAGCAGUGAAGGCGUCAGUUCUCUUAGCAGCUCACCUUCCAACAGCCUUGAGACGCAAUCUCAGUCCCUCUCACGUUCCCAGAGCAUGGAUAUCGAUGGUGUCUCCUGUGAGAAGAGCAUGUCCCAGGUGGAUGUGGAUUCUGGAAUCGAGAAUAUGGAGGUGGACGAGAACGACCGAAGAGAAAAACGGAGCCUGAGUGACAAGGAGCCUUCUUCAGGUCCUGAAGUGUCUGAAGAGCAGGCCUUACAGCUGGUCUGUAAGAUCUUCCGUGUCUCCUGGAAGGACCGCGACAGAGAUGUCAUCUUCCUUUCUUCUCUCUCUGCGCAGUUUAAACAGAACCCAAAAGAAGUGUUCUCUGAUUUUAAGGAUCUGAUUGGCCAGAUUUUAAUGGAAGUGCUGAUGAUGUCCACUCAGACACGAGAUGAAAAUCCGUUUGCCAGUCUGACGGCCACAUCCCAGCCCAUCGCCACGGCAGCUCGGUCACCAGACAGAAACCUCAUGCUGAACACAGGCUCCAGUUCGGGGACAAGUCCCAUGUUCUGCAGCUUGGGUUCCUUCAGCGCCAGCUCACUCUCCAGCCUCUAUGAAACGAGCCCCGCCCCCUCUACCAGUCUGUGGAGCUUUGUGCCGGGGCUCAGCCCGUCCUUUGCCUCACCUUCCCACACAGCCCCCGCCGCCAGCCCUCACAGUUCAGCUCCUCAGGGGGCUGUGGCUUCCCAGUCCCUCAGCCCUCAAAGUGCAGCCACGCAUCCCCUGAGUCCCCACAGUGUCGCCCCACAGGCGGCUGUGCCUUCCCCGUCCCUCAGCUCCCACAGCACAGCUUCUGUCAUUGCUACCGGAAGCCAGCCGUCAUCCCCGAGGUAUCGGCCCUACACCGUCACGCACCUGUGGGGGUCUUCACCUUGCCCCACUCCACGAUCCUCCAUUCUUGCUAACCCCCCAGGCUUCCCUGCCCACUCAAGUAGUCCCCGGGCAGUACCUGCCAGCUCCUCCAGACAGAGGCCCCGCAGCAGGGCCCCCGCCUUCCCACCCGCCUCGCCCAGUGCUGCCAGCAGACGUCCCUCCUCCCUGCGGAUCUCUCCUAGUAUGUACGACAGUCCUUUCUCCUCCCUCUUCCUCGCACUUUCUGGGGACAGUAGUGAAGAAGAAGAAGAAGAAGAUGAGGAGGAUGAUGAUGAAGGUGGUGGUGAUGAUGAUUUUUCUUGUGUCCAGUUUGGGUCCAGUUUGGGAGCCUCUGGUGGAGCAAGUACCUGGGAUUCUUACAGUGACCAUUUCACCAUUGAAACCUGCAAAGAGACGGACAUGCUGAACUACCUCAUCGAGUGCUUUGACCGAGUUGGAAUAGAGGAAAAAAAAGCACCAAAGAUGUGCAGCCAGCCAGCAGUCAGCCAGCUUCUGAGCAACAUCCGCUCGCAGUGCAUCUCCCACACCGCGCUAGUGCUACAAGGGUCCCUCACACAGCCCAGGUCCUUGCAACAGCCAUCCUUCCUCGUGCCGUACAUGCUCUGCAGGAAUCUCCCGUACGGCUUCAUUCAAGAGCUGGUGAGGACCACUCACCAGGAUGAAGAGGUGUUCAAGCAGAUCUUUAUCCCCAUUUUACAAGGCCUGGCGCGUGCUGCCAAAGAGUGCUCCUUGGAUAGCGACUACUUUAAGUACCCCCUCAUGGCACUGGGUGAACUCUGUGAAACCAAGUUCGGGAAGACACACCCUAUGUGCAAUUUGGUCGCCUCCUUACCCCUGUGGUUGCCGAAGUCCUUAAGCCCUGGUUCUGGGCGGGAGCUGCAGAGACUCUCCUACUUAGGGGCCUUCUUUAGCUUCUCUGUCUUCGCAGAGGACGAUGCAAAGGUGGUUGAGAAAUACUUCUCAGGGCCUGCCAUUACCCUGGAGAACACCCGUGUGGUCAGCCAGUCACUACAGCAUUACCUGGAGCUGGGACGGCAAGAGCUUUUCAAGAUUCUGCAUAGUAUUUUGUUAAACGGCGAAACUCGUGAAGCAGCACUCAGUUACAUGGCAGCCAUUGUCAAUGCCAAUAUGAAGAAAGCGCAGAUGCAGGCAGAUGAUCGGUUGGUGUCUACAGACGGGUUCAUGCUGAAUCUCCUUUGGGUCCUGCAGCAGCUAAGUACAAAAAUCAAGUUAGAAACGGUCGACCCCACUUACAUAUUCCACCCGAGAUGUCGGAUCACUCUGCCAAACGAUGAGACACGGAUAAAUGCAACGAUGGAGGAUGUGAACGAGUGGCUGACAGAGCUCUAUGGAGAUCAGCCUCCAUUUUCUGAGCCAAAAUUCCCUACAGAAUGCUUCUUUCUCACCCUGCACGCUCACCAUCUCUCUAUCCUGCCUAGUUGUCGUCGCUACAUUCGCCGGCUCCGAGCCAUCCGUGAGCUCAAUAGAACCGUGGAAGAUUUGAAAAAUAAUGAAAGCCAGUGGAAAGAUUCCCCACUGGCCACCAGACACCGCGAAAUGCUGAAGCGCUGUAAAACUCAGCUUAAGAAACUGGUACGGUGCAAGGCCUGUGCUGACGCUGGCUUACUUGACGAGAGCUUCCUAAGAAGAUGUCUGAAUUUUUAUGGCCUUCUCAUUCAGCUGAUGCUGCGCGUCCUGGACCCUGCAUAUCCUGACAUAACACUGCCUUUAAAUUCAGAAGUCCCCAAGGUAUUUGCAGCAUUGCCUGAGUUUUAUGUAGAAGAUGUUGCUGAAUUUUUAUUUUUUAUUGUACAAUACUCUCCUCAGGUGCUUUAUGAGCCCUGCACUCAGGACAUUGUGAUGUUCCUCGUUGUGAUGCUGUGCAACCAGAACUACAUCCGAAACCCUUACCUAGUGGCCAAGCUCGUGGAGGUCAUGUUUAUGACCAACCCCUCUGUUCAGCCGAGAACUCAGAAGUUUUUUGAGAUGAUUGAGAACCAUCCUCUCUCUACCAAAUUGCUGGUACCGUCCCUCAUGAAGUUCUAUACAGACGUCGAGCAUACUGGAGCCACCAGCGAGUUCUAUGACAAGUUCACAAUUCGCUAUCACAUCAGCACUAUUUUUAAAAGCCUUUGGCAAAACAUAGCUCACCAUGGCACCUUCAUGGAGGAGUUCAAUUCUGGAAAGCAGUUCGUUCGGUAUAUCAACAUGCUGAUAAAUGACACGACCUUUUUACUGGACGAAAGUCUGGAGUCUCUGAAGCGGAUCCAUGAAGUGCAAGAGGAGAUGAAGAACCAAGAGCAGUGGGACCAGCUGCCCCGGGAUCAGCAGCAGGCCCGGCAGUCUCAGCUUGCUCAGGACGAGCGUGUUUCCCGUUCCUAUCUCGCCCUGGCGACUGAAACCGUGGACAUGUUCCAUCUCCUCACCAAGCAAGUCCAGAAGCCGUUCCUGAGGCCAGAACUUGGUCCCCGGUUAGCAGCCAUGCUGAACUUUAACCUGCAGCAGCUCUGCGGGCCCAAGUGCCGGGACCUCAAAGUGGAAAACCCAGAGAAGUACGGUUUUGAGCCAAAGAAGCUGUUGGACCAACUGACGGAUAUCUACUUACAGCUGGACUGUGCUCGCUUUGCUAAAGCCAUCGCUGAUGACCAGCGAUCCUACAGCAAGGAACUGUUCGAAGAAGUCAUUUCAAAGAUGCGGAAGGCAGGAAUCAAAUCCACCAUCGCAAUAGAAAAGUUUAAGCUUCUUGCAGAGAAAGUGGAGGAAAUCGUGGCAAAGAAUGCUCGGGCGGAAAUAGACUACAGUGACGCCCCGGACGAGUUCAGAGACCCUCUGAUGGACACCCUGAUGACUGAUCCCGUGAGACUGCCCUCUGGGACCAUCAUGGACCGUUCUAUCAUCCUGCGGCAUCUGCUCAACUCCCCCACCGACCCCUUCAACCGCCAGAUGCUGACUGAGAGCAUGCUGGAGCCAGUGCCAGAGCUAAAGGAGCAGAUUCAGGCCUGGAUGAGAGAGAAGCAGAGCAGUGACCACUAAGUGUCCCAUCCCAUCGCAUCCUCAGCUGGAAGCCGCCAGCCAGCCAGCCAGGCCAAAGCAGCAUCCGCCUCGAAGCUGCUUCCAACCAGAUGUGAGCAGAUCCUGAGAACCCACCCCGAGUGACCAAGCAGUGGAGAUGGAGGGACAUGACAGAAGAGGAUUCCUGUACAUAUAUUUAAGUGACAACAGUCAAGCUUGAGGGACGAAUUUUCCAUGGCUUGUGUAGUAAAGCGCGCCCUUCGCCUGUCGCCCCUGGGGCUGCGGCAGCGGAAGUGUUUAGUGACGAGUGGGUCUGGGCAGCUUCCCCUGAGCUUACGUUUUUGUUUUGUUUUUUUCGAUGUGACUAGAGAACUCGGACAUUUUGCUGCUAAAGAAUCUCCCCUCCCUCACCCACUGGCACUGCUGUGGGAUUUUUAAAGAGACACAGACCCAGACUCCUUUCCCGGCCCUCCAAACAUGUAUUCUGUGAGGUAACUGUGCCUGCGACGAAGUGUUAACCUGGGGAUCGUAUUUUUAUAUCAUAUUCACAGACUUGUUUUUUUAAUUGGUGUUAGAUGACAUGAUUAAUAAAAAAGGCAAGAUAUUUUCAGAAUUUGAAUUUCAGGUUUUUUUUUUCUUUUGAAAUAGCCCUUUAAAUUUUUUUAUUAUAAACAAAAUGAAGAGAACCCUGUGGGCCUGGUCCUUCUACCACCCCUCAGUUAUGAUCCUGAGAAGCAGGUGCGACAGCAGGCUGGCUGGAGUGAAUCAGGACUCGUGUGACUUGUGGGGUUUGGGGGAGGUGAGGGUUGUGUUUUGUUUUCUGUUGGUUUUUUUUUUUUUUUUUUUUUUUUAAUCCUAUGUGACAAUUCCAAUCCUAAGCCGUUAUCCUCUGAGGAUGAAUAAGUUCCUCAACCCUGGGUUCUUUUGUAUGCUGUGUCCUUUUGGGGUUUGGCCUUACCAAAGCAAAAAAAAAAAAAAAAAAAAAAAAAAAAAGGGUGCAAGAAAUGUGGAAAUCUGUCUGCUUGUUUACAUGCCCGGACAAACACCACCACGUAACCACGUAGGCGCACUCGAGCAGAAGUACUACCGCUCCCUACGCAACAUACUUGAAUUCUUAAAUUUCCUUUGGGGUGAAAAAGGAUUUGAAACCAUAAAGUGUUUUAAAGAAAUGAAAUCUUCAGAAACAUACUUUUUCUCCUCUUUUCCUUCCUCCUCCUCUUCACAGUCUGUGCUCUGUUCAGUUCCCAACACAAACGACAAUAAACGGUGAUGCCCAUUCAGAAGGAA